This is a messenger RNA of Ilex paraguariensis (yerba mate), 2135 nucleotides long. The record is from the annotation of a GenBank genome assembly. NCBI's taxonomy places the organism in Eukaryota, Viridiplantae, Streptophyta, Magnoliopsida, Aquifoliales, Aquifoliaceae.
GGUUUGACUAGUGCUCCUUGGGUUGGGCAUCAUUUUGUAGAGCUCCCUCUCUCUCUCUCUCAUCUUUUGCCCACUUUUCCUCUCCCAAAAAAUCCUUCUUCCCUUUCCUUAUUUGUAUUCAUUGGACUUGUUUCAAGGGUUUUGUUGUUCAUCAAAAUCAAACCUCACAAUUUGUCAAACAGAUUGCAACAUCGCAACUUCUGUGAAUUGUUAAUUGCUUGAAAAUUGGCAGAUCCAAGCCUAAUCAGUAAUCACAAACACCUCUGCAUCAGUACUUGAGUUGAAGUUGAUGAGAACCAUUGUUUCUCAGCACAUAUAAGAUCUCUGGUUGCAGCUUAAAUAAUUGAUGAUAAGAUGGGAUGUUUCACAGUUUUGAAGAGUAAGAAGAAAUACGAGCAAUCCGCUUCUUUCAAACAUGUCAGCCAUCCGACCAAUACACCUACGACACUGCCCGAACCACAAGUCCACACUCGUGCUUUGCAGUCUGCACCUCCAAGUUUUAGAACCAGAGGGAAACCUGUUCAGCCAAAUAAUAAGGUUACCAACAAUAGGACACGAGCAUUGUCUGCUCCAUCAAGCCUCAUUGCACCAGAACAAGAUCCUCUCACAUCAGUUGAAUGUGAAGAACAAGAAGAGCCCAGGAGUAGGAUGGGAUCAAUGAAGGAACAUCGGUCGCCAAGUCCUCAACCACUUCCCCUUCCAGCACCUCAAAGUGUUGUUGCUUUCAAGACUAUGGGAAGUUUUAAAGUUGGGAAUGCAAGUGGCCCUCUCAAUACCUCUGGACCACUGCCAUUGCCUCCCACACUGCCUCAUAUGGGAAUACUCCGGAACUUUUCAUAUGAUGAAAUUGCAGCUGCCUGCCAGAGUUUCUCUCCUGAGCGGUGUAUGUCAGAAGGUCUCUCUUCCGUGAUAUUUAGAGCUUCCUUUGGGGAUGAUGCUUCUGGAUCAAAAAAACUUGAAGCCACUGUUACUCGCCUUCACCCUUCCACGCAGGGUUUGAAGGAAUUCAUAAACGAAGUGAAUACACUCGCAUCUUUACAACAUUCCUGCCUCUGUAAAUUGAUUGGUUUCCAUGCACGUGAGGGGUCAGAACAAAGGAUGUUAGUUUAUGAGCGGCUUUUUCAUGGAAGCUUAGACCGACUGUUGUAUGGAAGAUCAGACGGUCCACCCGUAGAUUGGAAUGCCAGAAUGAAAGUUGCUUUAUCAGCUGCCCAAGGUCUAACUUUCUUACAUGAGGAAGGGCCUUUCCAGGCGAUGUUCCAUGAAUUUUCAACUGCCAAUAUUCAGAUUGACAAAGACUUUAGUGCAAAGCUUUCGGGAUAUGGUUGCAUUACCCCCAUUCCGGAGGCCGAUAUUCCCAGUGGUUCGAGUGCACUGGCAAACCUUUCAAUAGAAACCCUGGAAAGGAGGUUAGUCACUCCCAAGAGCAAUGUUUGGAGUUUUGGGAUAGUGCUACUGGAAUUGCUUACGGGCAGGAAGAAUCUUAACAGCCGCCAUCCCAAGGAAGAGAGGAACUUAGUUAAGUGGAGCCGACCAUUCCUGGCUGAUGAUUCGAGAUUGUCACUGAUUAUGGACCCUCAGCUGAAAGGUCGCUUCCCUGCCAAAGCUGCCAGGACAGUGGCUGAUAUCGCUCAAAGAUGUCUUCAGAAGGAUCCAUCAGAAAGGCCCACCAUGAGAACGGUUGUGGAGCAUCUCAAAAUCAUACAAGACAUGAAGUAUACCAGUCGGUUUCCACUGCAAGAUCCAGGAGCAAUCAGUGGAAAACAUAUGUCAAGGUCUCCAAGCCUUAAUGGGAUCAUUAACCCAGCCCCCAGGUUAAGUUUCUCUCCUUCUAGACCAGCAGCCAGACCAUCUAUUUCUCCGACAAGGCCGCUGGCACUGCCUAUGUCUCUUCCUCUACAAACUUGUUCCUCCACUCUUUCUUUGGAGGAAAUGGAACGGCAGGGAAACCAGAAAUCACCGUCUUCUACUGUUCGAAGGUCUAGUGUUGAAGGAUUUUGAUUGUUAAUAGAGAGCAUUUUUUGUUUUCAUUUCUUCAUAGUUUUUGCAAUGAUCUCACAUGAUGCAUAUAGAAGAUAUAAAAUUACAUUACUCCACCUUCCCAUGCGUCUGUAUGAUGAUAUGGGGGGGGGGGG